This is a messenger RNA of Lactuca saligna, 687 nucleotides long. The record is from the annotation of a GenBank genome assembly. Lineage: Eukaryota; Viridiplantae; Streptophyta; Magnoliopsida; Asterales; Asteraceae.
AUGGAAAACAAGAUUUCUAAAAAAAGAUCGAAGCAGAUUAGGUUGGUGUUGCACGAAAAUUCAACAGAUGAUGAAGAAGUUCCUGAAUCACCUAUUACCGAUCCAAUGGUCCAUUCUUCACCAGUGAAGGAUUCUCCAAUUCAAUCGAUUUUCGAUGAGACUGUAAAUAUGGAUGGCCAUCUAGAAACUUUGAUAGUCGAUACACCCAGUGGUCACGUUGAAAAAACCAAACCUUCAACUCCUAAGCAGACAACGGUCAUACCACCCGAAGUUUCGCUUACUGAGUCAUGUCAUGAGGAGGUACGAACUUCAAACAUCACUGCACACGUAUUUGAUAUGGAUAAAAAUGUUAAUAUGGGUGAAGGAGUUCUACAUGCCGAAGCUCAAGGUACUACUUUCAUUUUAUCUUCAUCAGUUCCUGCUUCGGUUCUUGAAACCAUCGUUUCUUUACCACCUUAUAUUGCUCUCAAUACAUCUCAAUCUACUUAUUUUUCAAAUUCCCCUACAUUUGAUACCAUUAUUCAUCAACCUAUCACCUCUUUAUUUCCUUAUCAAUCCCCGGUGGAACCACAAACUUGUAAUGACGAUGAAAUUGACGAUGGUGGUUUUAUGGGUUCCUUUGGUGAAAUACAAUUCAACUCUGAGGAACAAAAUAUUCCUAAUCAUAUGUUAAUGUCAGGAAAGUAG